GAGCGACGGGCUGCCCAGUGACACGGGGGUCGAUGUUAUCGAAAGACGAAGGGGGGGAAUUCAAGAAAUAUUGACAACAAGAAAGAGAGACUGGAAGUUUUAGCGCAAGAAGAAAAGAGGUUGAGAUUGAAGCUCAAAGGCUGAGAAGACUCAGAUAGAGAAGACGACGACGGCCAUGUUUACAGCGCCAGCAGAGGUCAAACUGUGAAAGAUAAGAAGCGGUCUCCCCCUUCCAGCAGACCCCCCACCGGCCCACAACGCAACCCUCACCACAGCACCUCUGCAGACGAACACGAGAGUCCUGAAAGAGUGCCAUUCCUAUUUUGUACAGGAGCAGAAGGAGAAGCUCCAUGCAGAGUUGAAGCAGGUGCUGAGUCAGAAAAGAAGUCAAUUGAGAGCGUCCACCUGCCGACUGGCCCAACCAGAGAUGGACCCCGAGCCUUCUAACGGGCAAACAGACCAGGCAACAGCAGAAGCCGCCGAGCCUCCAGUGGAGAUCGUGGUGGAGACGGAGGCCGAAGCCGGAGCUAGCGGCUACAGCGUGACCGGCGGUGGCGAGCAAGGCAUUUUCAUCAAAGACGUUCUCAAAGACUCACCAGCCGCCAAACAUCUCAGCCUGCAGCAAGGUGACCAGCUGCUCAGCGCCAAGGUUUACUUUGACAACGUACGCUAUGAAGACGCUCUUAAGAUCCUCCAAUGUGCCGAACCCUACAAAGUCAGCUUCCUGGUCAAGCGGACAGUCCACGGACAGGAGGUCUGUAUGCGACCCCGCCUACCCAGUGUGGAUAUCAAGGGUCCUAAAGCCAAGAUGGCCAAAAUGAGCGUGAAGGGCAUGAAGCCUUUUAAGGCCAAGAAGAAGCGAGGCGGUCGCUUCGGUCUGAAGAGGCUGAAGGAGAAACGGCGUGAGGAGCUGGUGAUUGAAGGAACGCCUCCCUGGCUGGAAAUGAGCGACGUGGAUGUAGAAUUCUGCCUACCCAAAUUCAAAAACAGACGGAGUGACCACCUGGAGGCAGAAGGGGGGGCUGCGGUCAAGGCAAAGAGGAAAAUCAGAUUUCCUCGGAUGAAGACGAAAGGUCAGAGUGGAGGAAAAGAGGACAGUGGAAGACUGGAGGCAAAGGGGAAGUUUUCACCAGCUGAGAUUCCUGGAGCCAAAGUGAAAGCCAAAGGAAAAGCUCCCAAGUUUGGAAUCAACUUGCCUGUGAGCAAGGAUGCCAAGUCUGUAUCGGUGGAACUGGAGAAGCCGGACGUUAACAUCCCGCCGCCAUCUUUAGAGUUCAGUCUGCCUGCUGCGAAAGUUGUGGAUGUGGAGUUGGGGGGACCGUCGUUGAGUUCCCCGGAUGUGGAGUUCGCGCUCCCUUCCAGCAAAGCUGCUGCAUCUUUGCCCGCUGGAAAGGUGGAAAUUAAAGCUCCAAAAAUUGAAAUCAAAGGAGGAGAUGCUGAAGUUGACAUAGAAAAAGGCAAAAGUGACGGAAAACUACGAAUGCCAAAGUUGAAACUUCCCAAAAUGCGACUCUCGCGUCAUUUGGAUGAAAUUGACGACGACAAAGGGAAGGUCACAGCAAAAGCAGACAUUAGUAUUCCGAAAGUGGAAAUAACAGGGGGCGUUCCAUCAUUUCAAAAGCCUUCUGUUGACAUCUCUUUACCAAAAGUCAAAGGAAAAACUGACAUCAAUGUAAAAACGACAAUCAAGAAACCUGCAAUAGACAUUUCUGUGCCGGAUGUAGAGCUGUCUGUUGGGAGACUUCCAGAUGAAGUGGAGGGCACUUUCAAAGGACAAGAAAUAUCGAUGCCUGCACAUGAUAUUUCAUUACCAACGAUGGAAUCCCCUGAACUGGAUGUUGAGGGCACAGAAAGCAGAAGUAAAUUCUGUCUCCCUUCCGCUGAUGUUGGAGUAGACAUGAGUCAUUACAUAGGUGGAGAUGGAAAGUUCACCUUACCGAAUUUUGAUGUAUCCCAAUCACAAAAUGUUCAAAGACCAGAUGUUGAAGGAAGCUUCAAGUUGCCGAGUGUGGACUUGUCGCUUCCCAAAGGCAAAGAAGUGGACGUUGAGCUGCCAGAUGUAGAUAUUUCUUUACCCAAAGUCAAUCUUCCGGAAGGUGAUGUCAAACUGAAAGGUCCAAAACUGAAAGGAAGAAAGUUAGAAAUGCCAGACAUCAAUGUCUCACUUCCCAAAGGAAAAGUCGAUGGUAGCAUUGCUCUUGAAGGCCCUGAUAUCAAAGGAGGAAAGUUCAAAAUGCCAACAUUAGAUGUUUCAUCCCCGAAAGUCAAUCUUCCAGAGGGUGGUGUCAAACUGAAAGGCCCAAAACUUAAAGGAGGAAAGAUGGAAAUUCCAGAUGUCGAUGUCUCACUUCCCAAAGUUGAGGGUGAUUUUGACAUUGAAGGAGCAAAGUUCAAAAUACCAACAGUUGAUGUUUCUUUACCAAAAGUCGAUCUCCCAGAAGGUAGUGUUAAAUUAAUAGGUCCAGAGGUCAAAGGAAGAAAGCUGGAAACACCUGACGUUGAUGUCACAAUUCCAAAAGUUGAGGGUGAUAUUAAUCUUCAAGGUCCAGGCGUCAAAGGAGGAAAGAUCAAAAUUCCAAAAUUUGAUGUUUCUUUACCAAAGGUCAGUCUUGUGGAAGGUGGAGUUAAACCAAAAGGUCCACAUAUAAAAGGAAAAAUGGAAAUUCCAGAUGUUGAUGUCUCGCUUCCCAAAGUUGAGGGUGAUUUUGAAAUAAAAGGCACUGAUGUGGAAGGGGGAAAGUUCACAAUGCCAACUUUUGAUGUUUCUUUCCCAAAAGUCAGUCUAUCAGAAAGUGAUGCUAAAUUAAAAGGUCCAGAAGUCAAGGGAGGAAAGAUAGAAAUGCCUGAUAUCGAUGUCUCACUUCCCAAAGGAAAAUUUGAAGGCGGUGUUGAGUUUGAAGGCCCUAAUUUUAGAGGAGGAAAGCUCAAAAUGCCAACAUUUGAUGUUUCUUUACCAAAAGUUAAUUUUCCAGAGGGUGGUGUCGAACUAAGAGGUCCUGAUUUCAAAGGAAAAAUUAAAAUUCCAGAAGUUGAUGUCUCAGUUCCAAAGGGUGAAGGAGAUUUUGAUAUUCAAGGCCCCGAUGUCAAAGGAGGAAAGUUCAAAAUGCCGACGUUGGAUAUUUCUUUACCAAAAGUCAGCCUUCCAGAAGGCGGCGUUAAAUUAAAAGAUCCAGUAUUCAAGGGAGGAAAGAUGGAAAUGCCAGAUGUUGAUGUCACACUUCCCAAAGUUGAGGGUGAUUUUCAUCUACAAGGCCCUGAUGUCAAAGGAGGAAAGUUUAAAAUGCCAAAAUAUGAUGUUUCUUUACCAAAAGUCAAUCUUCCAGAAGGAGAAGUUCAACUGAAAGGUCCACAAAAAAUGGAAAUGCCAGACAUUGAUGUCUCAGUUCCAAAAGUUAAGGGAGGUUUUGACAUUAAAGGCCUUGAUGUCAAAGGAGGAAAGUUCAAAAUGCCAACACUGGAUGUUUCUUUGCCAAAGGUUAGUCUUCCAGAGGGAGGUGUCAAACUCAAAGGCCCAAAAAUCAAAGGACAGAUCGAAACUCCAGAAGUUGAUGUCUCCGUUCCGAAGGUUGAGGGAGCUUUUGAUCUUGAAGGCCCUAAUAUAAAAGGAGGAAAGUUCCAAAUACCACCAUUAGAUGUUUCUUUGUCAAAGGUUAGCCUUCCAGAAGGUGGGGUCCAACUAAAAUGUCCUGAAUUCAAGGGAAAAAUGAAAGUUCCAGAUGUUGAUGUCUCAGUUCCAAAGGUUGAAAGAGAUUUUGACUUUGAAGGCCCUGAUGCCAAUGGAGGAAAAUUCAAAAUGCCAACAUUGGAUGUUUCUUUACCAAAAGUCAGUUUUCCAGAAGGUGGUGUUGAAUUUAAAAGUACAGAAUUCAAGGGAGGAAAAUUGGAAAUGCCAGACAUUGAUGUCACACUUCCCAAAGUUGAGGGUAAUGUUAAUCUUCAAGGUCCUAAUGUCAAAGGAGUAAAAUUCAAAAUGCCAACGUUGGAUGUUUCCUUACCUAAGGUCAAUCUCCCAGAGGGUGACAUCAAACUAAAAGGUCCAGAACUUCAGGGAAGAAAGGUCGAAAUGCCAGACUUAGAUAUUUCACUUCCUAAAGGAAAAGCUGAAGGAAAAAUAGGAAUUGAAGGGCAAGUUGGCAAAGGAGGGAAGUUUCAUAUGCCUUCUGUCGAUCUUUCUCUUCCUAAGAUGAAAACUAAAAGUCCAGAGAUCAAUAUUGAAGGCCCCGAAUUUAAAGGUGGAAAAGUGUCCGCCCCAGAUGUAGCUGUUUCUAUUCCAAAGGUUGAAGGUCCUGAAGUUAAUCUUCAGAGUCCUGAUGUCAAAGGAGGAAAGUUUAAAGUGCCAACUUUCGAUGUGUCCUUACCCAAAGUCAGAAUCCCUGAAGGCGGUAUUAAACUAAAAGGUCCAGAAAUCAAAGGAAGAAAGAUGGAAAUGCCAGACGUUGAUGUUUCAGUUCCUAAAUUUGAAGGUGAUGUUAAUCUACAAGGCCCUGAUAUCAAAGGAGGAAAGUUCAAAAUGCCACAUUUGGAUGUUACUUUGCCAAAAGUCAGUCUUCCAGAGGGUGGUGUCAAACUAAAAGGUCCUGAAAUUAAAGGAAAAAUGCAAAUUCCAGAUAUUGAUGUCUCAAUUCCAAAUGUUGAGGGAGAUUUUGACAUUGAAGGCCCUGAUGUUAAAGGAGGAAAGUUCAAAAUGCCGACAUUGGAUUUUUCUUCACCAAAAGUAAAUCUUCCAGAAGCUGAUGUUAAACUAAAAGGUCAAGAGCUUGAGGGAUGCAAGAUUGAGAUGCCAGAUUUAGAUAUCCCCAAAGGGAAAGCUGAAGGACAAAUAGGAAUUGAAGGGCAAGUUGGCAAAGGAGGAAAGUUUCAUAUGCCUUCUGUUGAUCUUUCUCUUCCUAAAAUGACAAUUAAAGGUCCAGAGAUUAAUAUUGAAAGCCCUGAAUUGAAGAGUGGAAAAGUCACUACUCAGAAUGUAAACCUUUCCCUUCCCAAGGUUGAAGAUGACCUGAGUCUUGAAGGUCCUGAUGUAAAAGGAGGAAAGUUUAAAAGGCCAACCUUUGAUUUGACUUUACCCAAAGUCAGUCUUCCAGAGGCUGAUCUUAAAAUAAGAGGUCCAAAAGUCCAAGGUGGAAAGAUGGAAAUUCCAGAAACCGAUGUCUCAUUUCCAAAAGGAAAAAUUGAUGGGGGAUUCACUGUUGAAGGUCCUGAUAGCAAAGGAGGAAAGUUCAAAUUGCCUACAUUGGAUGUUUCAUUGCCAAAGGUCAACCUCCCAAAGUUUGAUCCAGAUUUGGAAACGCCAAAUAUCAAAGGACAAGUUGAAGUGCCAAGUGUAGAUAUUUCUCUUCCAAAAGGAAAGGUUGAGAGCGAUCUUGGCAUUGAAGGCCCUCAUGUCAAAGAAGGAAAGUUUAAAAUGCCACAAUUGGAUGUUUCUUUGCCAAAAGUGAGUCGUCCGGAGGUUGGUGUCAAACUAAAAGGUGCAGAAUUUAAGGGAGGAAUGAUGGAAAUUCCAGACAUUGAUGUCUCACUUCCCAAAGUUGAGGGUGAUCUUGAUAAUAUAGGACUUGAGGGAAAAGGAGCAAAGGUAAAAAUGCCAACGUUUGACAUUUCUCUGCCAAAGGUUAGCCUGCCAGUGGGAGGUGUCAAGCUGAAAGGUCCUGAACUUGAGGAAAGGAAGAUUGAGAUGCCAGAUUUAGAUAUUGGAUUCCCUAAGGAAAAAGCUGAAGGAAAAAUAGGAAUUGAAGGGCUUGUUGCCAAGGGGGGAAAAUUUCAUAUGCCCUCUGUUGAUCUUUCUCUUCCUAAAAUGAAAACUAAAAGUCCAGAGAUUAAUGUCGAAGGUGUAGAAUUUAAAGGUGGAACGGUCCCCACCCCAAAUGUAGAUUUUUCCCUUCCAAAAGUUGAAGGUGACCUGAGUCUUGAAGGACCUGAUGUUAAAGGAGGAAAGAUAAAAAUGCCAACACUUGAUGUUUCUUUACCAAUUGUCAAUCUUCCAAAGGGUGGUGUAGAACUUAAAGGUCCAGAGCUCAGGGGAGGAAACAUGGAAAUACCAGACGUCAAUAUCUCACUUCCCAAGAGAAAAGUUGAGGGUGGUGUGGAACUCGAGGGCCCAAAUGUCAAAGGAGGAAAGUUCAAAAUGCCUUCAUUGGAUGUUUCCUUGCCAAAAGUAAAUCUCCCAAAAGCUGAUUCCCAUUUGGAAGCACCAAAAGUUAAAGGAAAAAUAGAGAAACCAAGAGUGGAUAUUUCACUUCCAAAAACAAAAUUUGAGGGAGAUAUUGAUAUUGAAGGUCCAGAUGUAAAAACAGGAAAGUUUAAAAUGCCAACAGUUGAUGUUUCUUUGCCAGAUGUCAAACUUCCAGAGGGUGGGGUCAAAAUAAAAGGUCCAGAACUCAAGGGAGCGAAGAUUGAAGUUCCAGAAAUGGAUGUCUCACUUCCUCAAGGACACCUGCCUGCAGGUGUUGAUAUUGACAUCAGAGGAGGAAAGUUUCACAUGCCUUCUGUUGACCUUUCUCUUCCUAAAAUGAAAUCAAAAGGUGCAAAUAUCAAUAUCGAGGUUCCUGAUGUUAAAGGUGGAAAAGUCACAAUGCCGACAGUUGACAUUACUCUUCCCAAAGUAGAAGGAGAACUGGAUCUUAGCUCCCCUGAUCUCAAAGGAGGACAGGUAGAAAUGCCAAAAAUUGACAUUUCUUUACCAAAAGUCAAUGUUCCAGAAGGUGGUGUCAAAGGUCCAGAACUCAAAGGAAAGGUUGAAAUUCCAGACCUUGAUAUUUCACUUCCAAAGGUCGAAGGGGAUUUUGACUUUGAAGGCCCUGAUGUCAAAGGAGGCAAGUUUAAAAUGCCUAAACUUGAUAUGUCUUUGCCAAAGGUCAGUCUUCCAGAGGUUAGUGCCAAACUAAAGGGUCCAGACUUUGAAGGAAGGAAAACUGAUGUCUCAUUUCCCAAAGUUGAAGGAAAUCUGGAUGUUGAAAGCCCUGAUGUUAGAGGAGGAAAAUUCAAAAUCCCAACAUUUGAUGUUUCUUUACCAAAAGUCAACCUUCCUGAAGGGGGUUUUAAACUCAAAGGUGAAGAAUUCAAGGGAGGAAAGAUGGAAAUACCAGACAUUGAUGUCUCACUUCCCAAAGUUGAAGGUGAUGUUAAUGUUCAAGGGCCUGAUGUCAAGGAAGGAAAAUUCAAAAUGCCAACGUUGGAUGUUUCUUUACCAAAAGUCAAUUUUCCAGAGGGUGGUAUCAAACUAAAGCGCCCAGAACUCAAGGGAAGAAAGAUGGAAAUUCCAGACGUUGAUAUAUCACAUGAAAAAGGCAAAGUUGAAGCAGGUGUUGAUCUUGAAGGUCCUGGCAUCAAAGGAGGAAAGUUCAAAAUGCCAAUAGUUGAUGUGUCUUUACCAAAAGCCAAUCUUCCAGAGGGCGGUAUCAAACUAAAGGGGCCAGAGUUCAGUGGGGGAAAGAUUGACAUGCCAGACUUUGAUAUAUCAUUCCCCAAAGGAAAAGCAGAAGGAGAAGCAGGAAUUGAAGGCAAAGUUGGCAAAGGAGGAAAGUUUCACAUGCCCUCAGUAGAUAUUUCCAUCCCUAAAGUGAAAACAAAAGGCCCAGAGAUCAAUUUUGAAGGUCCUGGAAAAGUCACUACGCCAACAAUUGAUGUUUCUUUACCAAAGGUCAGUGCUCCAGAAGGUGGUGUUAAAUUAAAAGGUCCACAAGUCAAGGAAGGAAAGAUAGAAAUGCCUGAUAUCGAUGUCUCACUUCCCAAAGGAAAAAUUGAAGGCGGCCUUGAGCUCGAAGGCACUGAUUUUAAAGGAGGAAAGUUCAAAAUGACAACGUUGGAUGUUUCUUUACCAAAAGUCAAUUUUCCAGAGGGUGGUGUCAAAUUAAAAGGUCCUGAAAUCAAAGGAAAAAUGAAAAUUCCAGAGGCUGACGUUUCAGUUCCAAAGGUUGAGGGAGAUUUUGACAUUGAAGGCCCUGAUUUUAAAGGAGGAAAGUUUAAAAUUCCAAAAAUGGAUGUGUCUUUACCAAGAGUCAAUCUUCCAGAGGGUGGUGUCAAACUAAAAAGUCCUGAAAUAAAAGGAAAAAGGAAAAUUCCAGAAGUUGACGUCUCGACUCCAAAAUGUGAGGGAGAUUUUGACAUUGAAGGCCCUGGUUUCAAGGAAGGAAAGUUUAAAAUUCCAACGUUGGAUGUUUCUUUACCAAAGGUAAAUCUUCCAGAGGGUGGUGUCAAACUGAAAGGUCCCAAAAUCAAAGGAAAAGUGCAAAUUCCAGAAGUUGACAUCUCUACUCCAAACGUUGAGGGGGGGUUUGACAUUGAAGGCCCUGAUGUCAAAGAAGGAAUGUUCAAAAUGCCAACAUUGGAUGUUUCCUUACCAAAAGUCGAUUUCCCAAAGGGGGGGAUCAAACUAGAAGGUCCUGAACUCCAGGGAGGGAAGAUGGAAAUUCCAGACGUUGAUGUCUCACUUCCCAAAGUUGAAGGUGAUGUUCAUCUUAAAGGCCCUGAUGUCAAAGGAGGAAAAUUCAAAAUGCCAACGUUGGAUGUUUCUUUACCAAAAGUCAAUUUUCCAGAGGGUGGUAUCAAACUAAAGAGGCCAGAGUUCAGUGGGGGAAAGAUUGACAUGCCAGACUUUGAUACAUCAUUCCCCAAAGGAAAAGCAGAAGGAGAAGCAGGAAUUGAAGGCAAAGUUGGCAAAGGAGGAAAGUUUCACAUGCCCUCAGUAGAUAUUUCCAUCCCCAAAAUGAAAACAAAAGGUCCAGAGAUGAAUAUCGAAGGUCCCGAAUUUAAAGGUGGAGAUAUCACUAUGCCAACGGUUGACAUUUCUGAUGCAAAAUUUGAAGGAGACCUUGGGUUUGAAAACCCUGACUUUAAAGGAGGAAAGAUCAACAUACCAACAAUUGAUGUUUCUUUACCAAAGGUCAAUAUUCCAGAACGUGACGUCAAACUAAAAGGUCCCGAAAUCAAAGGAAAAAUGAAAAUUCCAGAGGUUGAUGUCUCAGUUCCAAAGGUUGAGGGAGAUUUUGACAUUGAAGGCCCUGAUAUCAAAGGAAGAAAGUUCAAAAUGCCAACGUUGGAUGUAUCAUUACCAAAGGUCAAUAUUCCAGAGGGUGCCGUCAAACUAAAAGGUCCUGAAAUCAAAGGAACAAUGAAAAUUCCAGAGGUUGAUGUCUCAGUUCCAAAAGUUGAGGGAGAUUUUGACAUUGAAGGUCCUGGUGUCAAGGGGGGAAAGUUCAAAAUGCCAGCAUUGGAUGUUUCAUUACUAAAUGUCAAUCUUCCAGAUAGUGGUGUUAAGCUAAAAGGUCCAGACCUUGAGAUGAGGAAGAUCGACAUGCCAGACAUCGAUGUCUCAUUUCCUAAAGGAACAGCGGGAGGACAAAUAGGAAUUGAAGGCCAAGUUGGUAAAGGAGGAAAGUUUCAUAUGCCCUCUGUCGAUAUUUCUCUUCCUAAGAUUAAAACAAAGGGACAAGACAUAGAUGUUGAAGGUCCUGGUAUUAAAGGUUCCUUUCCCAAAAUAAAAUCUCCAGGAGUAGACGUCAGUUUGGAAGGCCCUGGUGUAAAAGUUGCCACCCCAUCAAUGGCAGGAGAAGUUUCAGUCGAAGGUUCCCAUAAACGUGGCACAGUCAAACUUCCGACUGUUGACAUCUCAGCUCCGAAGGUGGAUCUUGACUUUGGCCUCACCAAACCAAAAGGUGAUGAUGUGGAAGUUGCGCUUCUGAAGGCUGAAGGAAGCAGGCCUUCUUCUGGGGGAAGUUUUGAAUUGCCUAAUGUCUCACUGAAAGUCCCCAGUUUUACUCUUCCUAGGUUUAGUGGAAAGCGCAAAAGUGGUCAUUUGGAGGUGUCCGGACAAAGCUCUGAAGGUGACAUUUCUCUCGGGGCGCCAUCAAUUGAGUUGGACAGCAGAGUCAAAGGGAAACAAGCUCAACUCAAAAAGCCCCACUUUGGAGUAUCCAAAACAGAUGCAGAUGUGUCUGUGUCUUGUCCUGAAUUAGAUGUCAAUGUAAAACAGGGAGACGCGGACAUUCCUAAACCAAAUACCAAUGCUGAUGUGGAAAGUAAAGGUCGAUUCCAUGCACCUGAUGUCACUAUCAAAUUCCCAAAAUUCUCCAUGCCAGGAUUUGCUUCAAAAGAUUUAGGAAAGUCAAGUGAUGACUUUGAAGCUAAGGCGAAAGCCAAGAUGCCCUCAGUUGAGCUAUCACUUCCUGCCACUAAAUCACCAGAAUUGGAGGUUCUUCUCCCAAAAGCAGAGUUGGACAUUUCAGAAGGUGACCUGAAAAUUCCCAAAAAGCCUGUGAUUGACGUGUCUGUUCCCAAAGUAGAUCUGGCUGUCCCACUUCCUAAAACUGACAAAGGUGGUUCACAUGUGAAGGGAGAACAUACAGGUCUGAAACUGAAAAUGCCAAGACUCGAUAUCAAAGGUCCAACUGGAGAUCCUGAGCUGGACGUGCGACUUCAGAAAGGAGAGACUAUGGUGGAAGUAUCUGACUUAGAAACCAAUAGCAAAAUGAAAGAGCCCAAAGUCAAGGGUACAAAGUUCAAUAUUGGAAUGCCAAAAAAGAAAAAUGGUGGCGGUGUAAAAGUUGAGCACAAAAUAACUAAAACUGGUAUCUAUGGUCCAACAUCCACAAGCCACAAUGGACACAAAGACGGAAACAUUAAUGUCCAAAUACCCAGUCUUACAUUACCAAGUGGAAGUAUACAAAGCAAAGAAGGUUCAGCAGAAUGUGGUCUCCCAUCGUCAUCUACUACAGUCCCCAGAAUUCCAGACAUCGAUUUUGAUAUUGGCACAGCACAGGACGAAGAAGAGGAAAAAUCAGGCAAGAAGAUAAAAAUCCCCAAGUUUGGUGUUCCGCUACCAUCCCUUUCUUCCCCGGAAGGUCGGCUGGAGAUCUGUGGAACGGAGAGCAAAUACGAGGGCCCCAAGGUUCCCAAAGUAAAGAAAGCAGUUUUUGUUUUGGUGAACCCCCCUCAAACUGACGAUGUAACUUUAUAUACAGAUGACGCCAAGGUGAAGAUUCCAAAGUUCCAAACAAAGUCCACAGAAACACCAAAGUCAGGUGACGUUCCACUCAAGGGAGAAUGUCCAAGUUCACGGUUCCACUUUGAGAAAGAUUCAAGUCCUCACAUGGGCUACAAAGUUGAUGACGUGGCAGCGAGUGGAAAAGUCAAACUUCCAAAGGUAGAAUUCACUUCUCCUUAUGGCAAGAAACCUGCAGGUGACACCAACUUGGAAAUAACAACCAGAUUUGGAAAACCUUCAUUAUCAGGGAAAGACACUAAAGGGCUCCAUAUAAAACCAGGCAAGGUCUCAUUUGGAGAUUUUCCUGAGGAGUCUUCAACGGAAGUGGUCUCACACCACUCCAGAACGGAAAGGCUUGAACGUGACAUCUCUGGAUCGCCAGAUGAUUUUACCAUGAAAUUCAGCUCGACAAAGGUUCAAUCCUGGAGCGAGGAAGACACUAGAGGAGACAUCCAAGGGAGAAAUUCUCCUCCGUGGUCCAAGGCCCCCAAAUUCACCCUCAAGCCACACUCCACAGGCUUCCUGCAGAUCACGCCGGAGGGGUCUCCUCAGGCUCAGCGGCUAGGAGAGCUGGGAGGUGAGGCCGUCUCGGGCUCAUUCUGCCUGCGCACCUCCGACGUCACAACAAGAGAAGUGUCCUCACUGGGGGGAGGAGCCUCAGUUACCAUGGUGACAACGACCACCAGGACGACGCGGCACGCCAAAUCAACUGGGACGACUGCGGGAGACCCGGUGGGGACCACUCAGCCGCCAUCAGACCUCUGAGGCGCCGGACACACCUGCAAAAUAGAGGUUUUCAUUAUGGUACAGACAAUCCCCAAUUUAGGAACAAGUUAGGCUCCCGAAGGCUGUUCGCCAAGGAUUUUUAAACUUUUUGUCAUUUUUCUAUUGUCACAACAUGUUAGUUAGCAUCUGUUUUUGUUCUUGUGAUGUUGUUUCUCUAAAACCUAGUUUAACAAUGAGUAUUGUAAUCAUAUAAUGUACUCAUGUAAUUAUAGACCUGCUGUACACGUACUAUAUGUAAAUUGUCUUUGGCACAAGAUCAGGGGCGUCCAAAGUAAUCCAAAAAUGGCUUCAGUGGAUAAAGGUUUUCAUUGCAACCGAUCAAGAGGACACCUUUUCAAGAAUGUUAUGUCUUACAACUUAGUGUAAUCAGUUAAUUGCAAUUGGGCGAUGCUUGCAUCAGCAGAAGUCUCAUUGGUUAGACUGUCUAUGCUGGAUUGGUUGGAACUAGGGCUGUCAAACGAUUAAAAUUUUUAAUCGAGUUAAUUACAGCUUAAAAAUUAAUUAAUCGUAAUUUAUCGCAAUUCAAAACAUGUAUAAAAUAUGCCAUAUUUUUCUGUAAAUUAUUGUUGGAAUGGAAAGAUAAGACACAAGACCGAUAUAUACAUUCAACAUACGGUACAUAAGUACUGUAUUUGUUUAUUAUAACGAUAAAUCAACAAGAUGGCAUUAACAUUAUUAACAUUCUCUUAAAAUGAUUCAUGGAUAGAAAGACUUGUAGUUCUUAAAAGAUAAAUGUUAGUACAAGUUAUAGAAAUUUUAUACUAAAACCCCUCUUAAUGUUUUCGUUUUAUUCAAAUUUGUAAAAUUUUCAAUCAAAAAAUAAACUAGUAGCUCGCCAUUGUUGAUGUCAAUAAUUACACCAUGCUCACUCAUUGUGCUCGAACCCAUAAAAUCAUUUGGACCCAAGCGCCAGCAGAGGGCGCCAAAAAACAAGUAACAAGCGGACAUUACACUGCUGUCAUGUUUAAUCUGUUUGAUCGGGGCAUGUGCGUUAAUUGCGUCAAAUAUUUUAACGUGAUUAAUUUUAAAAAUUCAUUACCGCCCAUUAAUGCGAUAAUUUUGACAGCCCUAGAUGAAACAAAAACCAGAGGUCCUGUUUUGGAUAUUAUGAAAAGUGCGCUGAAUUGAAUAAAAUUCAUAUAUUCAUCUAUGCUGUAAAAAUCCAGAAAAAAAAUCACUUAAAAAUCUAUGGAGUGGAUGUGCGAAAAAUGAACUGUAUUAUAGCGAAGGUGACUUCAAAACACAAUUUAACACUAAAGUGUUUACAAGUUUGAAAGUAAUUGGAAUGUUCAUAAGUAGGGGAGUGUCUGUAUACAUUGGAAAACUCAAGCAAGCAGCAUUAUUAGCAGAGUAAUAUAUAUUUACUUUUUCAUCUCUAACUGUGCCAUUUUUUCUUACUGGAUCUCCAAGUGUGUUAGUGUAGUUUGGAGUUAUUUUCAAGAUUUUACACAGUAUGUCAAAGAGAUUUUUUUUGUGGAGCAAUUUCAUUGUAGUUGUAGUUACAUUUGACAGAACUACCAAAGAACGAUGUAAAUACAAGUAUGUCCCAUGUGGUUAUAAUUCAUUCGAUAGAAAGAAGUAGAAAGGUUUGUCACUUUGGUUUGUGUCUUUGAGGCUUCUUUGGGAUUUUGGCACAUUUUGUAUUUUUAGAUCAGCAGUCAUGCUUUGAAAAAAUCUCUAACCUGUAAAAAAAAAGUUCAUUUGUCCAAACUGCUGUUGUUGUAGUUCAUAUCUGUAUUUCGAUCAUAUUUUCGCAGCUUCUGGCUAAAUUUGAAUGCAUCCUUCACAGUUAGAUUGAUCGCUUUCCCUGGUCAUUACAAAUGAAUUGCUUGUACGUCCGUGUAGUGUAUAUAUAGCUCACUCCAUAUUUGCAACUUAAAUAGUGUUUCUUAGAGUACAAAUUACUGUUUUUAGUAGAUUCUGAAAAACAGAAAACAUCUGAUCACACAGGUUGUUCCCAUUUCCUUUGACACAUUUGAUAUUGUAUAAGCAUUUAUAUUUUUGAUUUUGGUUGCUGUGCCUGUUUUGCAGGUGAAAUUUAAAUUUUACUACACAUUUUUUCAAAUGCUGGAUGAAGAGUAUAUGUCAGUACACACUGAAACGUUUGUCUGUGUAGAAACAAUGAAUUUAUUAGUUUGAACUUGUUUAUGUGCUAAAUGUUGCGUUGUCACAACUGUAUUGAAGAGACUGUUGGUGAAGAGGUUAAAUAAAAAUGUAUUCAUUUUAAGCAUCAUGUAUAUUUCAAUGACAGUGUAAAAGGCUGCAACACUGGUGUGAUUCAAAACAAACGUCACUAAAUAUUUAACUAGCAAGCAGAUGUGGCGGCUCUACAGAAUUCAAAUGGCCCAACAAAUGAUAUACACAUGAGUACCCUUAGCACAGCUAGCAAAUAUAUAUAUGGCGAAAAACACAGACAAGGCUGAAAAAGCAGUUUCUGCUCUUGCACCCCUCUUUAAAAUAAACUGCUAUAUUUUAAGCCGAAAGAACUGUUGUGUUUGAUAGAACAACAUGUCUAUAUGUUGCCAUAGCAGUUUCAUGGCGCAUUAAAGAGCAUACGACAGGAGAAACAAAAGUCUCAAAUGGCAUUA
Molecule: messenger RNA, 14352 nt
Organism: Corythoichthys intestinalis (scribbled pipefish)
Lineage: Eukaryota; Metazoa; Chordata; Actinopteri; Syngnathiformes; Syngnathidae
Product: neuroblast differentiation-associated protein AHNAK-like
Exons: 9
Coding region: 428-11743 (3771 amino acids)
Biological process (GO): regulation of RNA splicing; peripheral nervous system myelin maintenance
Cellular component (GO): nucleus; cytoplasm
Molecular function (GO): protein binding
Source: RefSeq, a predicted model, not a curated record